CUUUCGCUUACUCGCGCGUCAGCGUGAACUUAAUUUGUGUUUGUACUCUGUGCUGUUCUGUGCUCUGUUCCGACAUCGUUCACUAACGUGACUGUGCGUUUUCUGCAGUGGUAAAUAAGUUCAACAGGACAACGUUUGUAAUGUGACAUGAUCACACCUUGUGAAGUUUUCCAUGUGGUCAACAGCUGGUCACUCCCCCCGGGGAACAUGAAAGAACCGCAAAUGAUGGUUGGCUGCAGUCACAUUUGUGGCAGGCAAUUUCGCUCGUUUGUUUCGCGGAGUACUUACCAGCGCGCACGUGCUGCGUGCUCCCGAAAUGGAGAGCGAGCUCAAUGAACUAAGGCUAGGCUAUUCGGACGUCGUCUGCUCGCACGUUGGAUGGAGUCGUACCGACAGAAGCGAAGAGACGCCUUCCGAUUGCUGUCAGCGGGGCGCCUCGUGGGCCGCCGUUGGCGUCUCUUCCAGAGGACUCCGCAGCAAGAAGGCGAUCUGGUGCUGACUUUCUCAGCUAAUACGGAUGCUUCGGUGGUGGAAUGGUUUCGGGAAAGGCUGAACAGAAAAGUUCCGCAGCUCACUGUCCGGCUCUGUCGGCACCCACAGAUGGGCCAAGUGGCACUUUACUGCAGUCCAGCCGCUGAGCAUCUGCUUCUUUGUGGAGCCGAAGAGUUGCGGCUGCGCAAGCGCUUGCGCCCUGAAUGGGGAGGUGGCAACCGGGAGUUCACUUGUGCCGAGAAGGACUGCUUCGAAGGGAGUGGUCAGCUGAGUGCCCAGGAGCGGCAACGUGUGGUGCUGCACUGGCUGAGAGAAGGUCUGCGCGCGUCUGGACCAGGGGACCAUCCGGGUCCACCAUCAGGCCAUCACACGCCUUGCCUCGAGGGCCAAUGUCUUGUGGAGUGGUGCCUUGCUGAGGGCCUCCUCAGUCAGCUGGUGGCCCUGCAUUCUACGAAGGAGUUAGACUGGCUCAAGAAACAUUGGGUGCUGGCUUUCUUUAGGCUGCAGCCACUAGAACGUGUGCGGAACUACUUUGGUGCAAAAGUGGCCAUGUACUUUGCCUGGCUGGGCCACUACACCUGGUCCCUGGCCGUGCCCGCCAUUGUCGGCCUGCUCGUGGGCCUCUCCUGUGGCUCUCAUGGUGAACAGGCACAGGAGGAUGCGUGUUUGGUGGGAUUUGCACUGCUCAACAUGCUUUGGGCGACCAUCUACCUUGAGCUGUGGAAACGCUACUCAUCCGAGCUAGCCUACCAGUGGGGCACUCUAGAAGAGCAAAGUGAGCUGCUGGUGGAGCCCAGGUCUCAGUUCCGGGGUGAGCCCAGCCGGAGUCCAGUGACAGGACGCUUAGAGCCCAGCUAUCCUGCCUGGAAGAGACACCUGUUCCGGUAUCUGGUGACACUGCCCGUGGUAGCCUGCUGCCUUCUGAUUGUAGUGCUGGCUGUCUUCCUCAUCUUUCAACUCCAGCACUGGUGGGACGAGUGGCGUGUGCAAAGGUACUUCCUGGGAAACUUCUCCUUUUUGCCCAAGCACUGGCCCCAGGCUGCCCUCUCCAGCAUGGUCUGGGCUGCCGCAUUGGGUCACAGCUCUGCUGGUCUAGCAGGCUCGAAAGUCGUCUUCGGUGUGCCGCGCCAUGGCCUCGAGGUAACAGAGGCCUAUAAGGGUGCCCGGACAACCAUGGGUUGGCUAGGUAAGCUUGACCUUGUGACAGCGGCUCUGAUGCAGCUUGCUCUCCAGGCUGGGCUGGCGGUUGGUCACCCAGGUGUCCUCUUGCGUGAAGACCCGGUGAUGAGGGCGAAGGGGAUACUGCUGGCAGUGGUGAUACACGUGCUAGACACCGUCUACUACCGCAUCGCUCUCUGGCUUAACGACAUGGAAAACUAUAGGCUGGAUCAGGACUACGAGGAUCAACUGAUUAUAAAAAUAGCCGUGUUCCAGUUUGUCAACUCCUUCCUGUCACUCUUCUACAUUGCCUUCUACCUGCAAGACAUGGACCAGCUUCGAGAGCAACUUGCAACGCUGUUGAUCACUCGUCAAGUCCUCGGAAACAUCAAGGAGAGCGUCAUACCGUUCUUGGUGGAGAGGCUGCACUUGGCUUGCCUGGAGUUGAGCAGCACCGAAGAUUCUCCGCCGUGUGCAACACCUGAAGAGAGUCCAGGUUGUAGCAGCGCGUCAACACCCAAGUUGAGCCAGGGUGAAACGGAGUGUGCCAUGUUCAAGUACGAAGGUACUUUCGAGGACUACCUUGAAAUGUUCAUCCAGUUCGGCCACGUGACCCUCUUCUCUUCAGCAUUUCCCUGGGCUGCCCUAUGCGCCUUGCUGAACAACCUGGUUGAAGUGCGCAGCGAUGCCUUCAAGCUGUGCUUUGUCUUCCAGCGCCCCUUUGCUCAGCAGGCCAACAGCAUUGGUACCUGGCAGGUGGCCAUGGAGGUCAUGGGCAUGCUGGCAGUCGUAGUGAACUGUGCACUGAUGGGCACCCUCGGUCAGGUGCAGCGACUCUGGCCUUCACUUGCACCUCUGGAGGUGUUGCUCAGUCUAGUGGUACUAGAGCAUGUGGUUUUGUGCAUCAAGUUUGCCAUCGCUUAUGCCAUUCCCGAUGUUCCUGAUUGGGUUGCUACUGAGAUGGCCAAGACAGAAUUCCACCGAAGAGAAGCUGCUAAGGAUGCUAAGCUGACCACAGCUACCAGAGCAACGUGCACUUCUGAGGAUUUCCUCAGCCCUGAACAUCGAUGCCUCUGGGAUCCGUUGAGCACUAGCGAUCCGGAUUCAGCCAGUCAACCAGGUCCCCUGCCCAGCUGGGUUGGACGGCUUCUGCGGAUGCCUGUCACCAAACCGAGACAAAGGCGACGUACCAUGCCCACAUCCCAGCAGUAACAGCUGAACCACUGUGGCCGAUGUUGCCAAGCACCUAGGCACCAAGCAUGGGACAAACUGCUUUUUGGGCAGGCCUGUAAACAGAGUUCAGUAGCACAGGUGGUAAUGAGCAUUCAGAGCAGAUUUGUAAUUGAAAGCCAUUGGGUGAAUUCAGCCCCUGCUCACUUCCUAUGUGGAUAGCGCCAUCAGGGUCUUCUGUUCUGGCAGUUCGCACAAUAGUUCAGUAAGGGGUAAGUGAAUAUCAUGAGUAAAGAACAACAACCUCUCACUGCAAACGUGGCUUGUGAUGGGACAAAAACAUACCAUCACUCAAGUGUGGUAAUACAUGUGUGGUGGAUGCCAGAAGUUUUUGCUCAAGUAUACAUUUUCUCAAGGUUGUGUUAUGUGUGUGUAAAUUAGCUUGCAUUAGGUCGCUUCAAAGAAAAACAAGUUGGCUGUUGCAAUGCAAGCUUGCUGCAGACUGCAGUGGAAGCCAGGGAAUUGAUGUUGGUUCAAAGUGUGCACAGUUUGGCACAAUGGGGCAACAUUUGGGGCUUAACACACUCAGCUGUAAAAGCUCACUUGUACGAGGCACAGCCCCACCGCGAUGGUCUAGUGGCUAAGGUAAUCGGCUGCUGA
Molecule: messenger RNA, 3480 nt
Organism: Rhipicephalus microplus (southern cattle tick)
Lineage: Eukaryota; Metazoa; Arthropoda; Arachnida; Ixodida; Ixodidae
Gene: wwk
Product: anoctamin 8 white walker
Biological process (GO): chloride transmembrane transport
Cellular component (GO): plasma membrane
Molecular function (GO): chloride channel activity
Source: RefSeq, a predicted model, not a curated record